CGUUCUCAAGCUUCCUCAAGCUCCCAACACCACUACCACUCACCAGCUCUCACCACCACCACUUUCUACAUCAACAUGUCCGGCAAAGGCAGCGGCAAGGCCAAGUCUGGUGGCAAGGCUUCCUCUGACUCCAAGGCGCAGUCGCGCUCCGCCAAGGCUGGUCUCCAGUUCCCCGUUGGUCGUGUCCACCGUCUCCUGAAGAAGGGCAACUACGCCCAGCGUGUCGGUGCUGGUGCACCUGUCUACCUCGCCGCCGUCCUUGAGUACCUCGCCGCCGAGAUCCUCGAGCUGGCUGGCAAUGCCGCCCGCGACAACAAGAAGCAGCGUAUCGUGCCUCGGCACUUGCAGCUCGCCAUCCGGAACGAUGAAGAGCUGAACAAGCUCCUCGGCGACGUUGUCAUCUCGCAAGGCGGUGUCGUUCCCUUCAUCAACCCCGAGCUUCUGCCCAGCAAGACGUCCAAGGGCAAGAAGGACUCGCAGGAGGUCUGAGCACUUCUCUUGCUCUCUCCUAGGCUGCCUCCCGCGUGCCGUAGGGCGCUCGGUGCGGCGGCCCACUACUAGACCUGGCUUAUUCGCUUUGUUUGGGGGUGUACGAUGGCUGUAUUCUAUAUUCUUCUAUUUUAUUUCUUCAUCUAUCCCUACAUGCCUAGGAUAGUCGCCUUUUCCACUAUGCGUACAUAGGCGAUCAUGAAUAGAUUGUUCUUUACGCGGAA
Messenger RNA from Coniophora puteana RWD-64-598 SS2, 713 nucleotides. Its product is annotated as histone-fold-containing protein. Lineage: Eukaryota; Fungi; Basidiomycota; Agaricomycetes; Boletales; Coniophoraceae. Gene Ontology annotation, cellular component: nucleosome. The transcript has 3 exons. The record is from RefSeq and is a predicted model, not a curated record. Gene Ontology annotation, molecular function: structural constituent of chromatin; DNA binding; protein heterodimerization activity. The coding region runs from base 76 to 489 and encodes 137 amino acids.